This is a messenger RNA of Anolis sagrei ordinatus, 1659 nucleotides long. Its product is annotated as lysosomal acid lipase/cholesteryl ester hydrolase-like. Gene Ontology annotation, molecular function: hydrolase activity, acting on ester bonds. Lineage: Eukaryota; Metazoa; Chordata; Lepidosauria; Squamata; Anolidae. The record is from RefSeq and is a predicted model, not a curated record.
AGGCAGAUGAGACUGAGGGAGAGGAGGUCAAUGUUUUGGAUUCCAGUGCUGGUUCCCAGGCAACAGAGGAAAGUGAAAGUCCUUGGGAUGAUAGGGGGGGGGGGUUUCCUGAGAAACUAGAUUAGGCCUGAGAAUGGAGGGAGCAAAACACAGACAAAUGAAAUAUUCUCACAGAAUUCGUGGAAAGACCUUGAAGUCCAGCCCACCCCCUAGAAGCAGAAAGAAGAUGUGGUGGCUUAUGGCAACAGCUUGCCUCAUACAAACAAUUGGAAUUUCACAAGAAUUAACCAGGACAAAAAGAGAUGUGAAUCCCGAAGCCCAUAUGAAUGUUAGUCAGAUAAUUGUCUACAGAGGAUAUCCCAGUGAAGAGUAUGAAGUCUUGACAGAAGAUAAUUAUUAUUUGACAAUAAACAGAAUUCCCCAUGGAAGGAGACAUCUUACCGAUAGAGGUUCAAAGCCUGUUGCCUUUCUGCAGCACGGACUGUUUGCCGACGCUAGCCACUGGGUUCUAAAUAUGGCCAACAACAGCCUUGGUUUCAUCUUAGCGGAUGCUGGUUAUGAUGUUUGGCUGGGAAACAGCAGAGGAACAAGCUGGUCUCGGAAACAUCAGAAUUUGUCAGCUGAUGAAGAAAAAUAUUGGGAUUUCAGUUUUCAUGAAAUGGGCAUCUAUGAUCUUCCAGCAAUGAUCAAUUUUGUUUUGAAGAAAACUCAACAGAAACAACUCUAUUAUGUUGGCCAUUCCCAAGGAUGCACUAUUGGCUUCAUAGCAUUUUCAGCCAUUCCAGAGCUGUCUCAAAAAAUCAAAAUGUUUUUUGCCUUGGCUCCUGUGAUUACUACAAAGCAUGCUAGAAGCCCUACACUGAAAAUGUUAUCCUUUCUUCCUGAUUUCUCAUACAAGGAUAUGCCUGCCAGCAGAGAAUUUAUACUGUCACGCAAGCCUAUGAAAGACAUGAUCACCACGUUAUGCAGAUAUGUACUGACAAAGAAAUUAUGCGGACACCUCCUCUUAUUUUCAAGUGGAUACAAUCCAAGCAAUCUAAACAUGAGCCGUAUAGAUGUGUAUGCAGCUCACUAUCCUGAUGGAACAUCAGUUAAAAACAUUUUACAUUGGAAACAGACCACAGGACUAUUCCGACAUUUUGACUAUGGGAGUGACAAUCUGAUGAUAUAUAAUCAGAGCUAUCCUCCUUCAUACAAAGUAGAAGACAUGCUCGUGCCAACUGCAGUAUGGUCUGGUGGAAAUGACUUGCUCGCCAGCCUAGAAGAUACAACAGUUUUACUUUCACGCAUUACUAACCUAGUUUACCAACAAAAAUUGUCUGUCUGGAACCACUUUGAUUUCAUCUGGGGUCUCAGAGCUUCAAAACAUAUAUACUGCAAAAUCCUUCAGUUGAUGAGGAGGACUCAGGAAAUAAAUAUUUUGCCAUAACAUAUUUAAUUGGAGAGCCAGUGUGAUAUAGUGGUUUGAACAUUGGACUACGAUUUGGGACACUGAGAUUUGAAUCCUUGCUCUAUCCUCCCUUUUCUGCUACUUCCUUUUUCCUAAUUGCAACUCAUCCAGAGAAAAUGAGUGACCACUAAUGUUGAAAAUGUGCUUUAACCUUUGCUUUACAAUAGAGCUAUCAGUGGAGCCCCCGGUGGUGCAGUGGGUUAAACCCC